AUGGAACUGAGGGUAAGCGUGGACGGUGUGGAACGAAGUGUUUCUGGAAUAACGGAGAGCACAACAUGCGCCCAGAUCAUCUACGCCCUCGCACAUGCGACCGGCCAGAAGGGUCGUUUUGUGCUGAUUGAGAAAUUCCGAAAUACAGAGCGUAGUUUGGCGCCGCUGGAUCGACCGUUAGAAAUGCUACGAAAAUGGGGGACGUAUUCGUGCCACGUUACGUUUAUGCUAAAACAUUUGGACGAUGGUAUUUUGCCAGAAACUAGCGAUGCAGCCAAUGCUGUUAAUGGGGUGUGGUAUUAUCAGUGCUUUCCAGUCUAUCGUUCUUCGUUUUGCUGCUUUCUACUGUUGUCUUUCUCGAAAGGAAGCGUUAAAUUUAUCACAUUCCGAGGAUGCAUUUUUGAUUGA
Molecule: messenger RNA, 408 nt
Organism: Gongylonema pulchrum
Lineage: Eukaryota; Metazoa; Nematoda; Chromadorea; Rhabditida; Gongylonematidae
Source: the annotation of a GenBank genome assembly